AUGCGACGCGCGCGGUCCCCGUCGGCGCUGGACGCGCACCCCAGCGGCGUCUUCUUCCGCCUGCCGCUCGUGCUGCUCGUGGACUUCCUCGAGCUGCACGAGGCCAUCCACUUGCUCAACACGAGUCGCUGGCUGCGUCUCGACCGCGUGCUGACGGCCACAGCGCUCGAGAAGACGCGCUACGCACAGCAUUUCCACCAAAAGUGCGCCGCGGACUGGUGGCACUUGACGCCCAUGUGGAAAGCCGACGACCGCGUGGCGCUGAGCGAGUGGGACGAAAGCGACGACGCGGCUGCGGUCGCUACGCGGACUUCUGACCUCUGGGAGGACUGCCACGGGCGCGCGGCGGCCGGGAACGCGCUCGUGUACUGGCGGGACACGAUCCGCGACACGCCGCAGUGGCAGCACGUGCCGCUGCUGUCGAUCAUUGACUUUAUGGUGUCGAAGCUCUUGCCGCAGAGCUACAUCUCGUUCAAGUACGCCGCGACAGUGUACACGGCGAGGCCGGUGAUUGUCCGCCUGCAUCCGUCGUUCGAGCGACUGGACAGUCGCAGCAGCAACAACCGUAAUGACGAGCAAGGCAAUGAUAAGGACGAGGGGCUCAAGGACACGGAGGGAGGGCUUGAGGGGGCGUGCCAUCAAGACGUUGCGCGUCGCAUCAGUGAAGCUCUGGGGGCUCAGACCGGGACGGGCAAACUGACGUCUCUGUUUGGUUUGCAUUGGGAGAACAUGAACAUGGACGGCGAGACGGGCGAAGUGACGUGUGCAGUCUGUCAGCUGUAUGCCAACGAAGUCGAGCGGUACCAGAGCAAAGUGGCCGACAUGGUGAAGGAGUGGCGAGCAGCAGUGCAAGCCGAGCUGCCGGGGUGGAAAGCAAAGGGCAUGCAUCAGAUGGAGAUUGACCGUCGGACGUACGAGAUGCGGGAAGACAUGAUCCCGUACAAUGGCUUCUUUACAUCGAACGUCGCGCGACGCCAUGGAGACAUUAUCAUUCGUCACAUUUGCUCGUACUGGACGACGUUGGAUCAUUUGAGGAUCAACACGCUCGGGUACCGCGACGCCUCGCAGCUCGUUGCGGCGCUGACGUCGGAUAUUAGGAAACAGUGUCAGCGCUUUUCGAAGAUCAAGCAAGCGAUGACGAACGCGUUUCCGUGCGUCGCAAGAGUGCGCUACGAAGUGGACGAGCAGGAACCUUUUCCAUCAACAAAUCUGUGGCAGAACGCCGCUGUCACCGAGCUAGUGGCAGGUGUGUCGCAGUCGGGGUUCCUGUGCGGCAUGCUUUUCAUCGAGAAAAGAGUUUGA
Messenger RNA from Hyaloperonospora brassicae, 1302 nucleotides. Lineage: Eukaryota; Oomycota; Peronosporomycetes; Peronosporales; Peronosporaceae. The record is from the annotation of a GenBank genome assembly.